Medioppia subpectinata is the source of this 1581-nucleotide messenger RNA. The record is from the annotation of a GenBank genome assembly. NCBI's taxonomy places the organism in Eukaryota, Metazoa, Arthropoda, Arachnida, Sarcoptiformes, Oppiidae.
AUCUUUCACUCAAUUCAUACCAUUUAUAAGUUAUAUAAUCCGGAAGAAUGCGACCCAAAGACCGAUUUGUGUCUCAACCCAUCGUUUACUCGCAAAGACAUCUUCACGCUAUAUCUCUGCACAUCACCCGAUGAGCACCCGUUGGCCCACUCUUUGUCAUGUAUUUAUGAAAACAAUCGCUUCUCACUCAUCGAAGACUACAAACUGUCACUGUCGGUGUCACUGCCGCCGCAAACAUUGCGCAACGGUUCCCUAUAUAUGCACGCAGUGUUGACUUCGCUGAAGAAUUUCAAAGAAAUUACUAAAGAAGUACUUCUGCACAGAAGCACAUUCACUGCCGUCACUCCUCUCACCAGAUAUGCCUUAAAGGAGACAAAAGCAUUCAAUUUGCUUAACACUCAAACCGAUCAACAAAUCGAAAAGCCGUCGAAGAAUAAGAAGAGUUCACACAACCGUCCGGUCACUCAUUGGAAACCAAAGAUCACUUUGAAUAUCAUUUCAGAACCACUUUCACUGUCGAGGAAAGCACUUCCCGCCGAAAUCGCUCAUCUCUUUAAAUUGAAUGAAAGGACACAAUAUUUACCGAUUGUAUACAUAAGUGAAGUUAGACAACGCCUUAAAGACUUAUGGCCAGUGAAUGAGACCAAUCCAAUGCCAUUGGAAGUGGUCUAUGAGCCGACGUCUAUCGGAAAACUUAGAUUUAUGCUUAUAAUCGAGGGUUCGCUCAAAUCGAUGACUAAAAUGGGUUUCACUGAAUCCGAUUCCGACGACAUUAAAGGCAUUUUCUUUGACACUAAUAUAUAUCUACUGCUCGUCACUAUAUUUGUCACUUCAUUUCACGUUUUGUUUGAUUUCCUCGCCUUUAAGAACGACAUUCAGUUCUGGAGAAAACGAAAGUCAAUGGAAGGCCUUUCGUUCAGUUCACUCCUCUGGAGAUGUGUUUCGCAAUUUGUGAUAACUUUAUACCUUUUGGAUAACAAGACAUCGUAUUUAGUCCUCAUUCCGUCGGCCAUCGGAACAGUCAUUGAGUUGUGGAAACUGAAGAAAGCGCUUAAAAUAGAGAUUAAAGGAUUUAGGCUUACAUUCAAAGGUCGAACUGAAGCCGAAAAGAAGACCGAUUCUUAUGACUCGACUUUUAUGAAGUAUUUAUCUCUCUAUGUGUUGACACCUUUGGUUAUCGGAGGCGCCGUUUACUCUAUUUUAUACACACAACACAAGUCGUGGUAUUCAUGGGUGAUCCAAAGUGCCGCUAAUGGUGUCUAUGCUUUUGGCUUUCUGUUUAUGUUUCCCCAACUGUUCAUUAACUACAAACUCAAGUCUGUGGCACACUUGCCGUGGAGGGCAUUCAUGUAUAAGGCCUUCAACACGUUUAUUGACGAUUUGUUUGCAUUUCUGAUUACAUCCCUUCCCACCGCUCAUAGAGUGGCGGCUUUUCGGGAUGACAUCGUUUUUAUUAUAUACCUUUACCAGCGAUGGUUAUAUCCAGUGGACAAGACUCGAGUCAAUGAGUUUGGAGAAAAGGCCGACGAAAAGUCUGAAACCAAGAAAACAAAAUAAUUCUUAUAACUUAUUUUCUAAACA